This is a messenger RNA of Symbiodinium pilosum, 918 nucleotides long. NCBI's taxonomy places the organism in Eukaryota, Dinophyceae, Suessiales, Symbiodiniaceae. The record is from the annotation of a GenBank genome assembly.
AUGGCAGACCACGCCGCAGCAGCUGGAGAUGUGUGGCCCAUGUUCCAGCAAGAAUACAUGGACGUCUUUGCUGCCGCUUGUUCCUCCAACAGCAAGCUGGGUGCGAGCCGGCAUGUUGCAGAACAGCUGACACAGGUGACGUCUGUGCAGGCCUCCAUUGGUGCUUUUGCGGCCCUGAGAGCUGACGGCAGUGUGGUCGUUUGGGGUCAGAGAGGUCCUGGCGGUGAUUGCACGCAUGUGCAGGACCAGCUGAAAGAUGUGCGUGAGAUCCAAGCUGCCGCUCGUGCUUUUGCAGCCAUCCGGGCUGAUGGUUCAGUGGAGGAGUUGAAGAACGUGAAGGAAGUUUGGGCUACGCUGGCGGCCUUUGCCGCGUUGAGAUUGGACGGUUCGGUGGUGACCUGGGGCAGCGCUGAGGCGGGGGGCGAUUCAUCGAAGGUGCAGCAUCAACUGACAGGCGUGCUGACCGUGCGAGCUUCUCUGAAGGGCUUCGCAGCUCUACGUGCCGAUGGCAGCGUGGUAACCUGGGGGCACGGCCUUUGGCGAGCCAGUCAGACCAUCCUGGAUCAGCUGUGGGGCGUGCGAGCAAUUUAUGCCUCAAUGGAUGCUUUUGCAGCUGUGCGAGAUGAUGGGAGCGUGGUCACUUGGGGGGUCGACAACGGUAGCGCUGUGGAGGCGGAGUUGCGCGACAUCCUGGAGCGUUGUGCUCGGGGCUGUUCUGUCGGGGUUCAGCUCUCCGACAUCAUGGGGCUACUCAUGGGAAAAUUGGGCUGGGCGUGGGAGUUGUGGGAUAUGGGAGGUGACGAAGCUUCCCAAAUCAGACGGGCCGCUCUGAGUCGCAUUGAUAUGUACUUAGCCACCUUCACGUAUUCUGGUUCUGUGGCGGGCGCACUCUUCGGCGCUGCAGAGUCUGCGCAGUGA